Molecule: messenger RNA, 6605 nt
Organism: Gadus morhua (Atlantic cod)
Lineage: Eukaryota; Metazoa; Chordata; Actinopteri; Gadiformes; Gadidae
Gene: vps37c
Product: VPS37C subunit of ESCRT-I
Exons: 10
Coding region: 548-1555 (335 amino acids)
Biological process (GO): protein targeting to membrane; ubiquitin-dependent protein catabolic process via the multivesicular body sorting pathway; protein targeting to vacuole
Cellular component (GO): ESCRT I complex
Source: RefSeq, a predicted model, not a curated record
CGCCGGAUAUGGGUCAUUCCGGAGAUGGCGGCGUUCUCUGUCAGUCAGAAGUGAAACUUUCCUAUUUUUAGCGACUCGUUUACAGCUUUAAUAACGUGUUAUUUCACCAAUGACCGUACGUGUAUUAUCUGUUAGCAGUGGGACCAACGCUACGUUUGAAAACGACUGACGGCAACGGAGAGGCUUAAACCCACGGUUUUUUAUGACCUAUUUUAUCCUUUUUUUCAUCGCUGAAUCGCUGGGCUUCCCUGGAAGUUGACGCUGGUGACUCGCUGACAUUGGCCAUCAUAACGACUGUUGUUGUUGUUGUUGUCGUCGUCGUCGUCGUCUACAUGAAACCCUAGAGCAGCCAAGAGACGUAUCCUCCCACGUAUAGUAAUACCAUCUAGCUGUCUGGCCGGGCGGCCACUGGACGUCGACCGCAUAGGAAGCCGUGCGGCUUACUGUCGGAUCGCAGGUGUUUGUUGGGGCGGACGUGGUGGAUGCCACCACUAGUCGCGGUCACGCAUUAUUUGGUUGGCUGAGAUCGUCCAUCCUGGCAAAUCAAAUGGAGAAGCUCCAGGAGCUGAGCCAAUCAGAGCUGCAGGAGCUUCUGGACAACACGGAGAGGGUGGAGUCAAUGGCGCUGGAAUCAGAUGAGAUCCAGAACAUCCAGCUGGAGCGGGAGAUGGCCCUGGCCUCCAACCGCAGCCUGGCCGAGCAGAACCUGGACGUCAAGCCGCGCCUGGAGCAGCAGAAGGAGCUGCUGGUGGAGCGCUACUCCCAGCUGGAGGCGGCCCGCGACGCUUACCGCAAGCACUGUGCCCUGCGAGAUGGGUUCGCCGGUCAGGUGUCCCCAGAGGCGCUGUUCUCCAGGCUGCAGACAGAGGGCUCCAACACAGAGGCAGAGUCAGAGACGCUGGCCUCUGACUUCCUGGACGGGUCGGUGUCGCUGGAGUCGUUCCUGGAGCGGUUCCUCCCGCAGCGCUCCCUGGCCCACCGGCGACGCGUGCGCCUGGAGAAGUUCCAGGACUUCCUGAGACAGAGGAGCCACGCCCCCGACCCCGCCCCCGACCACGCCCCCGCCGGGACGCCGGCCGCCUGCGCCGGCCAGGAGCCCGCCACCACCCCCGGCAACCACCACCCCCACCCCCACCAGCAGCCCGGCUCCUCGCCAGCAGGGGGCGCCCCCUACACCCCCUACCCCGUCGCCCCCCCCUCUGUCAACCCUGCCCCGCCCGCCUCCAACGCACCGGCCGGGUACUCCCCCUACCCCCCCGCCGCCGCCGCCACCGCCGGCUACCCCGGCCCCAGGCCCGCCUUUGGGCCCGCGGGCGCGCCCUGCCCUUACCCCACCCAGCCCUCUUUCCCCAGCCCCCACCCGGGCUCGGCCUUCGGUCAGUACACCCCCGCACCCCCGCAGGGCCCCCUGCUGGGCCCCCAGCCCUACCCGGCCUCCUACUCCUAUGGAGGGUACAGCUACCCGGGCGGCCCGCCCUACCCGGGCCCCCAGCCGCAGGCCGCACGGCCCGUGUACAGACCCCCUGGGUACGGGGUCCCACAGCCCUACUCCUGAGACUGCUCCCCCUCCCGCUCCCCCCCCCCCCUCCCCCUCCACCCUUUCUCCCCCUCCCCCUGUCUGGUUAGAGAGGCUCUCUCACUUUACGUUGUUGCACUAAAUCUCUUGUCUGUCUCUCUCUCUGUUUGUCUAUCUCUCUCGCUCGCUCUCUCACUCUCUCACUCUCUCUCUCUCUCUCUCUCUCUCUCUCUUUCUCUCUUUCUUUCUUUCUUUCUUUCUUUCUUUCUUUCUCUCGCUCUCGCUCUCGCUCUCUCUCUCGGCCACGACUAGUCUCAGGUUGUCCUCUUGUGUUUGUGAGUUUCUAUGUCAUUCAUUCAUUGCAUUUCAGACAUCUUCAAACUUUCAAGCAUCCCUCUUACUGUGUAGCCCCGCCCUCUUAGCAUGUAACCACGCCCUCUCACAGAGCCCCUCCCACUCUUGGGUUGAACCACGGCUAGAGAUCCCAGCCUCACUUUCCGUUCAAGCGCUUCCUGAAGCACUGCUUACUGUACUGUGAUUGGGUCAGCAUGGAGCUCAGCACACGAGAGGCGGGGCUCCCGUACUGCUGGACCGGCCGACACCGUCGCAUGACCUCACGUCUGUGGGCGACCUCACCCAGAGGGGCCAGAUCCCAUUGGUUGAAAUCUGAAUCUUCUCAGGGUUCCAGGGCACCUGAUCCGACAUCGUGAAAUGUUUAUGACUGUACGACUAAGUCAUUAGAAUUAAUCAGACUUUCUACUUAAUUCCUACACAAGUAGAUAAUCAUUCAUAAUACAUAAUGCAUUCUCUCCCAAACACACACCUAUCCUAUCUUUGGUGCUCUCUCCCUUUCCCUGCUAUCGCUCCUCCUCCCUUGUCUUCUCUCUCUCCCCCUCCCUUGUCUCCUCUCUCUCCUUCUACCUUUUGUCUCCUCUCUUCUCCUCCCCCUUUUCACCUCUCCCUCCUCCUCCCCUUGUCUCGUCUCCCUCCUCCCCCCCCCCCCCCAUGUCCCCUCCCCCUUGCGCCUUCUGUAUCCUCCUGUAUCCAGAACUCUGGACAAUGAAUCUCAGAAGAGAGAUGUUUGAUUUCCUGACAGUAGAUUGGUCUGCGAUGAGAAUUGUAACGUGGUGAGCUGAUUCAAAUCCAAGAUGGAUUUUGUUGAUCGAGGGGGAAGAUAAGAACCGCCUGCUGUGAUCCUGAAGGGAUGUGUGAUCAACCUCAGAGGGCCGGUUCUUCAGCCACACAUCUGGCCCCAGUGUCUCGGAGGUGGGGUCUUCAGCUGCCGGCUGUAGGGGAGUGACGGGGUAGUUGAUCACAAACUGAUGGAAGUACUGCCUUGCACUGUUGACACGUAGAAAUGAGAGGAUAAUCCAAGCUACUUUAGAAUCGCUUCACCAAUUCCCCUCUAGUUCUGAGUGUUCAUAGAGUUACCUACACUAAACACACCGUAAACUGCUUGGUGUAAUGGCUCUUUCUCAUUGGUUCCGGUGCCCAGUGCCGUCACAUAGCACCCCUGGGAGCCAAUGGGAAACAGCAGAGCGUCUUGCCUCGGCACCUCCCCCCCACCCCUCCACGACACUACAGUUUCUUCUCCAGUUGUCUGAAUAUAUUAAAAUAAUGUUGAACAUUACAGGGAAUGAUUUUAACGUACUGAUUUCUUUGGACAUGACAUGUGCUCCACUAGAUUUGAGCUGAUUUGUUGAAGUAGACCCUGCCUAUAGCUGGCCGUAUAGCUGGUCUGAGAACAGUGGAGGGACUAGUCCAGGAGGGUCGUGUGGAACUGGAGCUGACGGGUUCAGAUUGAGGUUUUUUUUGUCAAGCUCUGAACGAUUAAUAAUAAUAAUAGUCCAGGUAUCUGAAUAACACCUGGAAAGGGGUCUGAAUAACACCUGGACAGGUGUCUGCGUUACACCUGAACAGGUGUCUGCGUUACACCUGGACAGGUGUCUGAAUAACACCUGGACAGGUGUCUGCGUUACACCUGGACAGGUGUCUGAAUAACACCUGGAAUGGGGUCUGGAUUACACCUGGACAGGUGUCUGCGUUACACCUGGACGGGUGUCUGAAUAACACCUGGAAAGGGGUCUGAAUAUCACCUGGACAGGGGUCUGAAUAAUACCUGGACAGGUGUCCUGAGAACACCUGGACAGAUAUCUGCACUCUUCGAAUUGGCUCACUUGACCUACAAUCCCUAUAUACCCUACACGUUAUAGUACACUAGGGAAUUAGGACGGUUAUCAUGGGCUCGAAAUCCACCCCUCUGGUGUCAAUUUUGUCGCUUAAACAAGCCGUGUGCGUUGGAUCUCACAGUGUCAAGGGUGUGGAAAUUAUAUUUAUUUGAAGGUGCAUUAUGGGUAUUAAUCGGUGCACUAUAUAGGGAAUCUGAUUUUUACACUAAAAUGAACACUACAAAAUGGUAAAGCAUCAUUUGUUGUGCUGUAUCGGGUACAAGUUAAUCAACUCAAACAUGGCCCCGGACAGGUAUCUCUACAUCUGGACAGGUAUCCGAAUCACACCUGGACAGAUAUCUAUAACACCUGGACUGGUAUCUCCCACACCUGGACAGGUAUGUCCCACACCUGGACUGGUAUCUCCCACACCUGGACAGGGGUCUGCAUCACGGCUGCCGGACAAGGAUACUUAAAAAUAAUGAAAAGUUGAUUAAAAGUGGACCUUUCAGUCUGAUGGCUCACAAGCUUCAAAUGUAAUCCCCAUGGGGUCCUCAUCCCAGCCAAGACCCUCCCGUAGUCCCGCCCUCACGUGGCUGGUAAUCUGGGACACGCCCCCUUUUUGCCACCCUCUCCUGUCCAGUCUCCUCGCCGGAAGGCAGAGAGACGGCCUCAGCUGAUUUCUGGGGGUCAGCCGUCACAGGGUGGUGAGUGUGUGAGGGAGGAGCUUGUCUUUCCACGGGGUUGGGGUUCUUGUUUCCAUGGUGAUGGCUGUAGGGUGAAGGGAAAUUAAAAGACUGAAGUUGAUCUGAGGAUGCUGGUGUGGAUGUCUGUUGAUCACAUGCAGUAGUGUACUAAUCGGAAUAGUAGCAGAAUAAUCCUUCGGAAUAUGAGAUAAAAUGUUUAGUCCACUGAGGAAUGAGGAAGUAUGUAGAAGAUAAUAAUGCCUGAAGUCUCUUAUGUUAUAAUUCAGCUCAAUUAAUCAAGAAAGUUUUUAUCAGGUAUUUAGUUAUUCAUUCUUAGUUAAUUCAAUCGUAAUCAGGCUGAGGAUGAUUCUGUUUACCCAUGACCUUCACACACAUGACAUAUGACGUGUUUGUGGUGUCUGGUGUGUGUGUGUGUGUGUGGUGCCUGGUGUAUGUGUGUGUGUGUGCGUGCGUGCGCACAUAAAAAAUAAGACCUCUCAAAGGGGCAUUAUUGGCAUGGGGAAAAAUGCAUGUGCUCGAUCACAUCAGGUCUCACGUUCUACAAAUGUGCUGGAGCAAUUAAACAGCAAAUGUUAAACAAGAAAAGAUAACAAAAACACAGGUAACUCUUUACAUUAAGGGUUCAUUAAUUUAACAUUAAUAAAUGCAAAUGUCAUUAUUAACAAACAUUUCAUUCAUUUAAUUUUAUAAUUUGCUAAUAGUGUUAAUGUUAACUAAAGCAUUAUUCGAUAUUUUGAUUGAUACCUUAUUUGAUAAGCUAAGGACCUAACCCAGAGCUAAAGAACAACGCUUAUUACUGCAUUAGCAAAUGUUCCUUCGUGUUCCCUUGUAAAGUGUCACCAACACGUCUGAACAUGGUAUCAGUCAAAGCAGGCGGUGGAGGAACAGUCUCUGUCUCUCCCCACGCAUCUCUUCUUUCCCUCCUUUGAUGUGAGGAAAUGUGCACUUCUGCAGAGCAUGAGCGAGAGAGAGGGGUAGAGAGGAGCCGAGAGAGAGAGAGGAGGAGAGAGGGAGUGAGAGGUAGAGACAGAGAGUGAGUGGAGGAGGAGAGAGAGGUAGAGACAGAGACAGAUAGGAAGGGGAGGGAGGUAGAGAGAGAGAGAGAGAGGUCCAGAGGUCCUUGUUCCAGGAGCUUUUCUUCACGUCUGUGACCCUGCUUCUCGUUCUCUGAUGGAUGUGAGGAUUAUUUCAGCUGUCUUCCUCUGCCUGCUGCCUUGUGUCUGUUAAUCUGUCUGUCAAUCUAUCUGUCUGUCUGUCUGUCCAACCAAGGCUGCACUGGCACUACACCGUCCAAGCUGAACCAAUCAGAACCCUCGGAGAGCAGUCCCGCCGGGACGGAGGCCCCGCUCCCUCCAACUGUGCCCGGACUGCUGACCGCAGAGGGGCGGAGGGGGCAGGAGGCCCCGCCCCUUCUGCCUAUGCCCGGACUGCUGACCUUCAACUGGACGGACCAAUCCUGUGAGGGGGAGGUCCUGCUGAUGCGCCCGGGCCUCGGGCCCUCCAGGUGCCUACAGCAGCAGGGGCUUCUGGGGGGCUUCCAGGGGGGGCUGUCCGGGUUGUGCAGGAGCGUGCAGGGCUGUGAGGGGGACCCCAACUGGCACCAAGGAAAGAACAUCACCUGUCCCACUCUGAGGGUCACCUGUAAAGUAUCCCCAGCAGUAUCCCCAGCAGAUCCGAGAUGGGCCGAGCUAAGGAGCUACAAGGUGGCUACGGGGAUCCUCUGUGUUCUUCUUCUACUGGGUCUACUGGUCCUGCUCGGAAAGAGCUUCCCCAGCAGCCUUCGAGCGAUCCACAACCGUAUUUCCCAGCGGAGGCGGAGUCGCUGGAUUGGCCCGACACAGAGUCAGAGUGUUUCUUACCACAGAGGGAAGACUGCAGUAGAAGACCUAACAGAGAAGAGAUCUUCUUUCGCUGCUCUGGAGAGGCUGACAGUCCCCAACAGCAGGGAGCCUUCGUCCAAUCGAAACAGCGAUAUCAGCUACUGACACGCCCACUCCUUGCUACACGCCCUGUCCGGUGACCCCCCCCCCCAGCCCCCCGAAGGUCAAAUGGGUGUUUGUGUACGUGGGAGAACUGUCGUUUGGUUAAUUAUCGUAUCAGCAUCAUGCCAGGGCUCCAGCUAAUGACAGCCCUUCUCUGACUCAGGGGCGGAGCCAAAGCUGUCAGGGGUCCGCUGCCGUUUACUGUAUUAAUAAACUGAUCAAAUAAACCACA